AGAACAGGGUCUAGGUUUCUGGGAAAAGAAGGAAGAGUUUGGGAGAAAUCAUGACCAGUCGUCCACCGAGUCCCCAGCCUGAGCACCAGAGCCCCCAGUCUAGCACGUCAGGGUACCCCCUGGAGGUGAUAGUGAAUGAAGAAAUCCCAGGACCAUCAGCCCCCCGGGUAGAUUCCAGCCCCCUGCCUCAGUCCUCUGGCCUCAAGAGGGUGUGGUCAGCAGCCUUCCAGGACGAGACAGACGAGGAGACAGACGAGGAGAGAGGCCCUGAGGCUGAGGACGUCUGGGUGGUGGAGUCCCUCUGUGGGCUCAAGAUGAGACUGAAGCGACAGCGGGUGUCUACAGUGCUGCCAGAGCACCACGAGGCCUUCACCAGACUGCUCGAGGAUCCUGUCAUUAAAAAAUUCCUAGCCUGGGACAGAGAUCUGCUGCUAUCUGACAAGUAUCUCCUGGCCAUGGUCAUAGCUUAUUUCAGCCGGGCUGGCCUCUUCUCCUGGCAGUACCAGCGGAUUCAUUUCUUCAUUGCUCUCUACCUGGCCAACGACAUGGAAGAGGAUAACCAGGCCCCUAAACAGGCCAUCUUUUCCUUCCUGUAUGGAGAGAACCGCGCCAAGCGUCCCCUGUUUCACAAACUGCGAUUCCAAUUCAUCCGUUCCACGGGCUGGAGGAUGAGGGUCUCCCGGGAAGAGUGCGAGGAGAUCCAGGCUUUUGAUCCGGAGCUCUGGGUGUGGGGGCGAGAUCGCACUCUCCUGCCCUAG
Molecule: messenger RNA, 758 nt
Organism: Diceros bicornis minor
Lineage: Eukaryota; Metazoa; Chordata; Mammalia; Perissodactyla; Rhinocerotidae
Product: speedy protein E4-like
Exons: 6
Coding region: 51-758 (235 amino acids)
Biological process (GO): positive regulation of cyclin-dependent protein serine/threonine kinase activity
Molecular function (GO): protein kinase binding
Source: RefSeq, a predicted model, not a curated record